Molecule: messenger RNA, 5474 nt
Organism: Micropterus salmoides (largemouth bass)
Lineage: Eukaryota; Metazoa; Chordata; Actinopteri; Centrarchiformes; Centrarchidae
Product: anoctamin-10-like
Exons: 17
Coding region: 271-2361 (696 amino acids)
Biological process (GO): chloride transmembrane transport
Cellular component (GO): plasma membrane
Molecular function (GO): chloride channel activity
Source: RefSeq, a predicted model, not a curated record
CCUCCACACCCUGCAGUCUCAGGAAGUUCCUCUGCAUUCCUGCUAUAAACACACACACACACACACACACACACACACACACACACACACAGACAGAAUACUGAGAGGAACCACAUACUGAGGCUGGGAGUUUGGAGGAGGUAUGCUGUAGGACUGGAGACCAGAACCUCAUCAUCAACACUCUGAAAGAUUUGUUCAGCUUUUUGGACCACCAUGAGUGUGAGACUGUUGUGAGGAUGUACUAGGCAGAGCGGUACCUUAAGGCUCACCAUGAGUAAGGCAGGUGGUGAUGAAAUUGGCGGUGGCAGCAGCAGUGAAGGAGCCCAUCAGCCGGAGAGUCCCUCAGAGAAGGUCCUGAGCAAACUCAGUGCCACCACUUUGCCUAUUGGACACGGCUGGACCAAAGUUAGUUGCCCCUGCUGUGUGUCGGAGCGGGUCGAGCCAUUGGUUCUGGUGAAGCUCGGAGAGAAAGUUCGCCCUGAGACGAAAAGGUGGCUCAUGAGACUGAUUGGAGCUCCUCAGAAAGAUGGAGGUGCUGGAUUACUGGCCCACCCGGGCAAGGAUGCCAGUGGUAACAUCAUUGUGGUCUCCGCUCCACGCUGUACGUUACUUAGAGCCACUGAAGAGUUGGGACUAUGUAAGACUUACCGCAACGAGGACAUGGCAGCCUUCUCCUACAACGACAGAGACAACUUUAAAGAUUCAGACAACAUGGAGAUGUUCCUGACCCUGGCGGAGCGGCAGUACAUAGUGAAGUAUGAGCUGGACGGUAUGCGGGCACAGAGAGACCUGAGAGUACCAGGUCUGGCUGACAGCUACACACUGCAACACAGAGACAACAUCUGGCAGAAGCUUGGGUCAGCUGGUGUUAUUGUGGACAUGUUUCCCCUCCACAUCCCAGGCAAACUGAAGGAUCUCAGUAAAGCCUGGUACUCUGGGAAUCAGCUGGCUCAGCCACUGGAUUCAGUCAAUGGGUAUUUUGGAAGCUCUGUGGCUUUCUACUUCAGCUUCCUUGAUUUCUACACCUGGUCUCUGCUCCCACCAGCGAUACUGGGCCUGUCCAUCACAUACUUUUCAGGCGAGGUUCAGAAGGACAUGGAGUCGGUCUCUGGCUCAGGAGUCACAAGGGUUGAAGAUGAAUCAGCAGUUGUCAGCGGCCACAUGAUCCAGGCAGUGUUCAGCAUUCUCUGGUCCACGAUUUUUAUGGAGCUGUGGAAGCGUCGGAGCGCCUCGCUGUCCUACCGCUGGGGGACCCUGAACCUCGCAGAGCGCUUCGCAGAGCCCCGGCCCGGUUUCCAUGGCGAGGUCGGGGUCAACCCUGUGACAGGUCGUGUGGAGCCGCUCUUUCCUGAAUGGCAGAGGGACCUGCGUAUGGCACUGGUGUCAGUCCCAGUGGUGGGGCUGUGCUUAGGGUUGGUGGCACUGGGUAUGCUUUGUUUCUACUGGGGGGAGGCCCAGGUGCAACAGCUACACAAAGACUGGGACUCCCUGUUGUCUCAGACUUUGCUCUACUUGCCAUCAAUGCUUCACAUUGUCUAUACAAACAUGUUGGCGACUGCUUACAGGAAGGUGGCACAGUCUCUGACUGAAUAUGAGAACCACAGAGAGGAGUCUGCCUUCGAGAACCAUCUGACAGCCAAAGUCUUAGUGUUCACCUUCUUCAACUACUUUGCAGUGCUCUUCCACAUCGCCUUCUUCAAGCAGGAUGUGCCUUUGCUUCGAAAGCGUCUAGCAUCAUUGCUGAUAGUGACACAGCUGGUCAACCAGUUCACAGAGGUGGUCAUACCCUACAUGGUGGAUCGGUUCAUCAGUGCCCCCUAUAGGACAGAGAGUGAGGACGAUCCAGAGGAGGACAAAUUUAGGAACCAGAGCAACCUACCUGCUUUCCCUGGCCUGUUUGCAGAGUACAUCGAGCUCCUGGUGCAGUUUGGGUAUUUGAGUCUUUUCUCCUGCGUGUAUCCUCUGACGGCUUUGCUGCUGCUCAUCAAUAACGUAACGGAGAUCCGAACGGACGCCUACAAGAUCUGCAAACUCUUCCGCAAGCCCUUCUCCCCCCCUGUAGCUAACAUGGGCGUGUGGCAGAUCGCAUUCGAGGUCCUGAGUUUUGCCUCUGUUGUGACCAACUGCUGGCUAAUGCUUCUCUCACCACAGUUACAAGAGCUGUUUCAGGGGGUCAGGAUGAGCAGCACAAACAUUCUGCUGUUGGCUGUUUUAGUGGAGCAUGUGCUGAUCUUGGUUAAGGUAAUUUUGGCAUUACUGAUCCCUGAUGAGCCGAACUGGAUCCGAAAAAAGAGAGAGCGUAUUGAGUACACAUCCAUGCAGGCCUUGAGACAGCAGAGGCAGCAUUCUGAAGAGUCCUGAUGCGUUAAGGGUGAUGUUUUAUGUUGCCCUGUGCUGAGCUGCUACAACCACAAGAUACAUUAUCAACCUCAUGGCCGGGCCACACUACCUGAACCUCUUGCUUUGCAUUUCGGUGUCCAUGUUAACAGGUUAGAGCAGCCACAAAGCAAUUGAGUGGUGGAACAUAUAAAUUUCAAUGUGUGUUUCAUUUAAGUGUAACGUUAACGCGUUAGGAAGAUCGCCUGUGCACACCUACACUUGAUGGCAUAAGCACAUAUAUGCCACACCAAUACUACAACUGACAUAACAAAAUUAACUUAGUCUUGUGUAGGAGCAGGUGUAUGAAGGAGACGUCUGGUUACCAACAGGGUGCAAACUACAGUGGAGUCAGGAAAAGCAAGCUCCCCUAAAAACAUGAUUAGGAAAUUUUGGGGGGGGUCACUGAAAUAUUGACAAAAUGCGAUUUUUACCAUUCAUUUCCAUUUUUCUGUAUCUUCAUCAUCACUGAUCAUGCGUAAAAUUAGGCUAUCGAUUUAUGAUUCAUGCAUGAGAGUGAUUUAUCAGUAAUUCACUCAAAUGAAGAUGCUGGCAUGCAUGCUAUUCUGUCAUCACCACUGAAGCGUGGUGUUGCAGUAUCAUAAACGGUCACCCACUUUAACUCAAACAUCAGAAAUAAAUGAACUUUCUUAGUCCCACUCAGUCUGCGCUCCAAAUCGCCAUGAUUUGUUUAAGAUAAUGCACCAGGUGAAAUGCUGGAAAAGCAUUACCCUUAGGCAAGCGCCUGUCCAACAAUGUACCAACCCCCACCCCCAGCAAUGCCACAUGUGCCUAUACAUGUAACAAAAAAUUUUUGAAUUUAGAAGUGUUAGCUGUAGUGUCAGGCCUUGCUCGAUAGUGCAGCACACUUGACCAUUUUAGCUUCGAUCAACACCUGCUCCUACACCUAACUAGGUUAAUUGGGUAAGUGGAGUACAAGGCUAAGGUUAAGUUAGGAUUUGAGGUACUGGUGUACACGAGUAUUGUUAUGUUACACCUCUCAUAUCGCACACGGCCGCAGCUACUCUUCAUUUAGUAUCAGAGUCUUCCCAGUUGUUUCCACCUUCUGUAUCCGUUUCAGAUUUAAAGCCCUCUAGUGUUUCUCUGGACAGAAUCCAUUCACUUGUUAACAAGGCUUUCAUUGUAUUGUAUUUAUGAAAGGCAAACUCUAUGUAGAAACAUAAGGCUGGCAGUAUCAGCACCGCAGCAGCAAUGCUGUCUGUGUGGACACCACACGUGCGUGAGCCGCAGCAGCUCAGCAAGGUAACAGUCAUGCACAGGUAAUGGUAGGCAGUGUGGCCCAAGCAUUAGUGUUGUGUGGGAUCUCUAGCAGGGUCCACAAUGCAUACUGCUGUGCCCCUAAUACUCCCCCUUUAUACUUUUGAAGCGUUCUGCUGCUUUUACUAAUAAGCAUGGUGCUUCUGUAUGCAAGGGUAUCCCCCAUAAAAUUUUUAGCCUUUAACACUUCAUUUUCUGUAUGCUGGUGAACUUUUCUGUACCAAUUUCUGCCUUUUCAACUUGUUGAAAGUCUUUAUUUAUGUAAAGGGAAAAUUUAGGUGGCAGGUGACAAUUCAAAAUAUAGAAAUGUAAUGGAAUAUCCUUUUGGUUUAUGUUAUUCUCUCACUUAUUGUAUACCAAAUACAUUAACUAGACACUGACAGACAACAGUGGUUAUAUUGGAUUUUAUUGAUCCAAAUUGUUGCUAGGAACAGUUCACUAGUUGCUGGAAAUUGGUAGGAUCAUGUCCAUCCCUACCUAAUUCUACACCCUUGCUGAAAUGUGCACCAUUUGAAAUGCACAGAUUAUAUAUAACAUGUACACUGCAAGUGCAAAACUAAAAUGUGUUUUUCCACAAUAUUACACAGCGAAUGGAAUGUAAUGGUUAUGUGUACAGAUACCCUUUUAAAAGGUUAUGUUAUGAUACACAGUGUUGAUUCAAAUGUAAUGAGGGGAACUCUUGUAAAAUCACUACAGCUACAGUGCCAGUCAGUACUUAGUAAGGGACAGACAGGACAGAUUAUUUGACGUUACUGGCCGAGGCAGAAAUGUAUGACAGAAUCACAGCCUUAUCUAGCACAGCUUUAUUUCCAGAAAAUCAUCCAUUUGUCUAUGGCUCAAUCAAAUUGAGAAAAACAGAUAGAUUGUAAUCCUGUACUUAAAUUUGCACUUGUAGUUUCAAUGCUCAGCUUACAGUGAAAAGAGUGACACGUUAUAGAGGCAUGUGAAGAAUUUUACAGUGGACUAUUAACUGUUCUACAAUAAUGGAUUUAUCAUCUGUGUGUGUACUAAAUUCACUUUCUUAUUUGAAUUAAUUAGUUGAGUCAUUUGUAGAAAAUGGUGCACUUAUACUUUCCAUUGAUGACCCUGUCCUCUCCUUAAAUAAUCACUUUAGGGUUAUAAGACCAUAUGACACCUGUAACACGAGAUGAGUACAGUAAACUAUGUGCCAAGAUUUGUUUUUCAAUGAAAGUUUUGGGGAGCUACCAAAGAACUGCUGUGUGCUUUGCUAUUAGAAAUGUAUUAUUUUUAUAUGUGUGGGUUUCAUUCUCUACUCACUUGUGAGUUUGUUGUGUGUCUCUAAGAAUGAUUGCUUGAGUUUACCUGGCUGCAACAGCUAAUUCACCUUAUAGGUACUGAUACGUCAUACAUUUAUACGAGUGUUAUAUUUCACUGUUCACUCUUCACUGCUGGCAGAUUUGACUUAAUUUAAUAAAUGUGCAGAUGAAUCCACCGGGGACGUCCACCAUUUCAUCCAUACUUGCUUAACAGUGUAUUGUUUACUACUGUAUAUGUAAUUGUUAUGAAGAGUUAGAAUUUUUUCCAGCCACCAGAAGGCACUAUAUGCUGUCCAUUUUAUUCCAUGUGCAGCAAGCCCUGGUGGCUGCAGAAGGACUGAUUCAAUAAAGAUGCAGAUGGAUGGUGAGGCUUCCUCAAGUUACUGCAUCUGUAGGUGUGCACACUUGACAAUAAUCAUAAACCUGUGUGUGUGUGCUCUGUUCUGAAGCGCUGUGAUGAGUUAGUAAAGAUAAACUUCACGUCAGAAACACAGGUGACGAUGUUUGCUGGCUGUCCUGCAAUAAAGUCACAGAAAGAAACUG